Molecule: messenger RNA, 1017 nt
Organism: Penicillium manginii
Lineage: Eukaryota; Fungi; Ascomycota; Eurotiomycetes; Eurotiales; Aspergillaceae
Product: AIM24 family protein
Exons: 4
Coding region: 1-1017 (338 amino acids)
Source: RefSeq, a predicted model, not a curated record
AUGGCGCAACCACAGAAUCAGUACCCCCCGCCGCCAAUGUCGGCUUUUCCCCCGCCUCCACAGGGCAGCCCUUUCGCACCUCCGAAUUUCAGCUACCCACCUCCCCCAACUCAGUCACCUCCCACGAGUGGGGGAUAUCCAGGCCCUCCACAGUCCACUAGCCCACCUCCUGCAACUACACAGAACUAUGCUCAACAUAACGCUGCUGCUGUACAACAAAACGCAGCUAUCCACCGACCCUCGAUGUCACACUCGCCCCCGUUGAAGGCAGAUAUCGAACAUCUACCCGGAGGCGCAGCCCCAGCAGGUAAAUUCUCUGGAGCAAGCGCAGCAAACGAGGACUCCGUAGGGACUUUCAAUGGAGGCAGCUAUCGGGUCAGUCAUCGGGAUUCAAACUCUCUGUUGACUGUACAACUUGCGAUCGGCGCUCCGUUUACUGCCAAACCAGGUGCUAUGAUUGCAAUGUCUACAACCAUCACUUUGAAGGGUACUUUCCAUUUUGCGUGGAAGAAGCUGCUUGCUGGUGGCGAAAUGACAAUGUCCAAGUACAAGGGGCCUGGUGAACUCCUACUUGCCCCUUCCACUCUCGGAGAUAUCAUCGUUCUCCGAAUCAAUGAAAAUAACGAGUGGAAGAUCGGGCGGGAUGCAUUCCUGGCUUCCACAGAUGCAGUUUCGCAUAAAUAUCAAGCACAGGGAAUCAGCAAAGGCGUCUUCUCUGGGGAAGGCCUCUUCAUUUACAAGAUCACUGGUGACGGUUUACUCUGGGUUCAAAGCUUCGGCGCUAUAAUCAAGAAGGAUCUCCAAGAAGGAGAGGACUACUUUAUAGAUAACGGCCAUCUUGUUGCAUGGAACUGUAAGUAUAAGAUCGAACGUGUUGCAUCUGGUGGAAUCAUGUCCAACUUCAGCGCUGGAGAAGGGUUGGCUUGCAGAUUCUCUGGACCAGGAACUGUUUAUCUACAGACAAGAAACCUGAAUGCCUUUGCUGUCCAGAUGAAGGUCAGUACCGCAAGUGGCUAA